Microcebus murinus (gray mouse lemur) is the source of this 6695-nucleotide messenger RNA. The record is from RefSeq and is a predicted model, not a curated record. Lineage: Eukaryota; Metazoa; Chordata; Mammalia; Primates; Cheirogaleidae.
CCCUUGUCACCUGUUUCCCAGCCCUGGGUGGCCAGGCCUCAGCGCUUCAUGACGCGCCAGCCACUCACUGCUUCUCUGGAUGACCGUGGGACUGUUUCCUUCUUCAUCAGGGUGAAGCUGCGUCUCUUCCGGCCCAGGACUCACUGUCACCUGCAGAGAGAGAAGCGCCAAGGGGUCUGCAGAGACGCCAUGACUGCAGCACGGACCGAAAUUCACCCAGACAGCCUACUCUACCAGAGCAUUGCUCAGCCUUUUUGGGCCGAGAUGACCAGAGAAGAAAUGUUCUGGCUCCUCUGUCACCCACAGGCUUGGGAGAAGAUUAUGGAGAAAUCUGAUUUGGAAAGCGACGAGGCCAGCAUGCUGUACCAUAUCCUGCUUGAAGAGCUGAUGCAACGUGAGAGUGAGUCCAUGCCAUUUGAAAAUCUGUCAGAAGAGGAAAAACGGUUUCUCUCCUAUUUCCCCUUGAAGAAGUAUCAGCUGGAAAAGAAUAUCCGAGAACUUAACGCCAUUGCAGACCAAGUUGAUAGGACCCACAAGAAGCUCACCAAGGCCAACCUGGUGGCCAGCUCUUCAGGGGCUGUUUCUGGAGUCAUGAGCAUCCUGGGCUUUGCCCUAGCACCCGUGACAGUAGGGGGGAGUCUCAUACUCUCAGCAGCUGGGGUGGGGUUGGGGGCAGCAGCUGCCGUCACCAAAGCUUUGACAAAUACCUUAGAAAACAGAAGCAAUUCAGCAGCAAGAGACAAAGCCAGCAGACUGGUGACUGCUAGGAUGACGUUGGAGCAUGAGGCUUUCGGAGGAAUAAAGUUGCCUGAAGUUGAGGCUGCUGGACGGUGUGUUGCCAAGUGUACACGCGUCAUCGAGAGUCUGCGUGCCCACCAGAUGGCCAAAGCUAACUCUGGCUUCAUGGCUACGGUCAAGAAUUUUGCGGCCUCACGCAACAUCUCCUUCUGGAAGCCUAGAGAUGUGCAGACAAUCUUUGUAGGCACGACUCUGGCCGUGACCGAGGGUGCCCAGGUGACGGGUGCGGCUGGGGCCGGCCUCUUUCUUAUGCAAGAUGUGAGCAAACUUCUGCAGAACUGGAAGCACCUGGAGCAGGGGGCGAGGGCAGAGACAGCCAAGGAACUGAGGACGCUUGCCAAGGAGCAGGAGCGGGAGCUGAGGCAGCUCACCGAGCGCUACCAGGACCUGCAGCAGAAGGCGAGCGAGACCCCGUCCCAGGAUUGCGAGCAGGGCUGUUAGAGGAGCCGUGUUGCGGGACCACCAGGUCUUGUCCAGAGAGCCAGAGAAAUGGGCAACACUCCUUCCAUCCUGCGGGACUCCCGCCUUGGCUAUAGUCUCCCAAACUUGGUCUCCUUUAAAUUAGACAGCACGAAAAGAAAAACUCAUAUUCCUAUGUAACAUAUGUAACAUUACCUGGCCCCUACCUGCCCCCUCCAGUUGGGGGACAAGGAGGUGUGGCCAGUCAAGGGAAGUCUAAAUUAUAAUGUUAUCCUCCAAUUAUUUGCACGUGACAGAAGAAAUGGUCCAAAGUCCCCUAUGUCCAGGCAUUUAUGACCUUACGGGACAGCCUAGAGGCAUGAGGAGCUGGCACCUUAGCUCACUGCCGUGUAAACCUAGGACCCCUUGAGGCAGUUCCAGCCUCUGCCCCUGAACCUCCACGUCACCCACCAACACAUCCUCGACUACCCAGCCCGAAACCCGCCCUGAACUCCUGCGCUUUGUACAGGAGGCAGCCACGGCCAAGCGGGCACCGCCGGAAUACAUGUUCCCUUUCCCAAGCCAGGCCUUAAAUGGCCAGACAAGACCUGGCUGGUUCUCUGAAGACCCUGGAAAGUUCACCGAGGAGUUUCAGAACCGAACUCUUUCCUUUGAUCUCCCCUGGAGAGACCUUAAUGUGAUUCCGUCCCCUUGCUGCAGCCCAGAGGAGAAAACGCGCACUUGGGCCCAGUCACAAGCUUCCUUAAGUGCUGCCCAGCCUCUCCCAUACCCUGUGGGAGUGACAGCUGUCCCCUUCAGGAUCCCAACUGGACCCACCGACGGGGACAGCAGGGAGCGAGACUCAGAGGCCACAUGCCAUGUGCCUCAAAGAGGGGACGAGAAGGUGCAGCAUCCAGCCUGUACUCUACGACGGGUGAGAGAGGUGACACAGAGCCCUGGUGAAAACCCAGCCCUUUUUGAGGCUGGACUGUUGCUGCCAUCUGCAAAUAUGUUAAUGUGGACCCGGCAACCCCUGGGGGGAGUGUGGCACUGGGGACUAAUUUCAUCAGUCAGCCAGCCCUGGACAUUAGAAGAAAACUCCAGAAAUUGGGGCCCCAGACUGCCCUAGCUCUCUUCCGGACGUUGCUUUUGGUGUAUUCGACAACCGAGAUAAGACGGAGCAGGAGAGGCAGGGGCAGCGUGACCGGAGGCGAGAUCAGAGGCAAGCCAAUGUUUUGGUGGCCAUCACAGAUAGGCCCCAGCCACCUCAGGGCCUCCCAAACCAGCCCAGAGGACCAUCUUCCCAUGAGGGAUGUUUCCACUGUGGUAAGAAGGGCCAUUAGAGCAAGGAAUGCCCCAACCCUCAUCCUCUCCCACCAGGCUGUGUCUGCUAUGUAAAAGGAUGGGGCAUUAAAAGAGGAAAAGGGGCCAGCCCCUUCCCCACUGAUGACUGUGGCCGACCGCCGGGGCCCAAGGAUCCCUGCGGCUCCCACUACCAUUGCUGUCACAGGGGAGGAGCCUCAGGUGACCCGUGACAUGGCAGGAGAGCCCGUGACUUUUCUAAUGACACGGUGGCUACUAAUUCUGUCUUAACCUCUCAUGCCGGGCCUGUCUCUCCAGAGAAAUGCUCAGCUGUUGGGGUGGAUGGAGUCCCUGGAUAUAGGGCUUUCACUCCACCCCUUUCUUGUCAGUGGGGAGACCAUCUAGUCACCCACAAGGUCUUCAUUAUGCUUGAUCGCCCUGCUCCGUUAUGGGGCAGAGAUCUGCUUUUGGCUUUGGGGGCUGCCCUGAGCCUCCCAGAGGACCAGAGCCACUUCUUGACCUCUUUAGGCCACACCACACCUGACUCCAGUCCUGGUACCCCCAGGAGAUCCUAGACCAAGAAGACCCCCAAGUCUGGGAUAAAGGAAUUUCAGGAAAGGUUUACAAGGCAACUCAAAGUCACCUCGAAAAAUCCCUCAUUUUACUCUCGGAAAAAAAAUAUCUUCUAAAGAAAGAAGCACAAAGGGGAUUUAAGCCCUUGAUACAGAAAUUUUUAAUAUAUGGGCUGUUAAUACCUUGCCCGGCCCCCUGCAGUACUUCCAUCUUACCUGUCUUAAAACUUAAUAAGAGUACCGCCUAGUCCAUGACCUAAGGAUCACUGAGGCUGUUGUGCCCAUUAGUCCUGUAGUUCUAUAUUCUAUUUUAAUUCAAGUUCCAGGAGAAUCUAAUUGGUUUACUGUCCUGGACCUGAAAGAUGCCUUCUUUUGCAUCCAUCUACAUCCAGACUCCCAAUUUUUGUUUGCUUUCAAGUGGACACAUCCAGAUACUGGAUCCUCAUAGGAGUAAAGCUGGACAAUUCUCUCCAAGGCCUUUAAAGAUGGUCCUCCCCUCUUUGGAAAUGCCCUGGAUAAGGAAUCAAGAGAGCUGUUGCUUCCACAAGGAGCUAUUCUUGACUAUGUAGAUGAGAUUCUUAUCUGCAGCCCCACCAAGAAUCAUCUGAUGACAACACUGCCCAGGUUCCUAACUUUUGGGGCAACAGAGGAUAUAGGUCUCUAAAGCAAAAGCCCUAAUGUUCUUACAACAGGUUGAGUACCUGGGAUACAUUUUAACCCCAGGACAGUGUUUUCCCUGUCCCCAAAAAUAAAAGAGUCCAUUUUAUAACUUGGCUCUCCAUAAACCUGAAAACAACUUAGGACAUUUUUGGGAAUGGCUGGAUUUUGCAGAAUUUAGAUUCCUGGCUUUAGUGUCAUGGCAAAACCCCUAUAUGAAACUUUAAAGGGAUUUGACACCAAGCCUUUAAAUUGGGGAACAGAACAACAGAAGGCCUUAAAAUGUCUCUAACAUCUGCCCCUUGGGAAUCCCUGACCUAAAUAAGCUUUUCAUUCUCUUUACCCCAGAAAGACAGGGGAUCACUCUGAGUGUGCUCAUCCGACCUCUGGGACCUUUGACACAUAGCCUACUUCUCUAAGCACUGGACUCAGUGCCAUGGGAUGGCCUGGAUGCUUGAGAACAGUGGUGUCCGUGGCUGUAUUGGUCAAAGAGGCUACUAAAUUAACCUUGAGGAUGUCACUAGAGGUUAAAACUCCCCACCGGGUGCAAGGGGUCAUAGAAACAAAAGGUCACCAUUGGCUAACAGGAGGAUGCCUUACCAAAUACCAGGCCUUCCUGCUGGACUCCCCAGAAAUCAGUCUCAAGGUGUGCCAAACUUUAAAUCUGGUCACUCUGAUGCCCAUGGGACCCCUCACCAACUUUAUACAUUCCUAUAUAAAAACUACAGAAAAGUAUAUUCUAGCAGACCAGACUUAAAAGACACCCCUUUGGACAACUUGGAUGAAGAAUAGUAUACAGAUGGCAGUAGCUUCAUGCUAGAUGGCAUCUGGAAGGCAGGAUAUGCUACAGGCAGCCUUAAUGGUGUUGUGGAAACGGGACCUCCAUCCUGCAAUACUUCUGCCCAAAAGGCCAAACUGAUUGCUCUCAUAAGAGCCUUAAAGUUGGAAAAGAAAAAAAAAAAGAAAAAGAAGAAUUAACAUUUACACAGACUCCAAAUACGCCUUCCUCAUCCUUCAUGCCCAUGCUGUUAUCUCGAAAAAGUGGGGAUUACUAACAACAAACAAUUCCCCCAUUAAACAUCUUUUGAAAUCCCGAGUAGCUGUAGGGCACUGCAGAGGCGGUACGGGAAAGUCAGACCCAGCAUCUGAUACAAGCAACAAACUUGGAACAAACCAUCCUCCUGGGGCACCUGCAUUUAGGCAAAUGCUGUGGGCCUGGCUAGGACCCUUUAUAGUCCUCAUUAUUAUCAGUUUUUGUUCUCUUUUCUCUCCUUGUAUUAUUAAACCUUUAAAAUCUCUUGUCCCUCAGGUUGUCCAGACCACCAUACCACACAUACCCAUACAAGGGUACUGUGGAAGAGGGAUUGUCCACCUGUCCCUCUUCAAAGAGAUAAAGGGAAUACCAAAAUCCUCUUGAUUGGGCAGCUUGUUCCUUCUACCAACAGCCACCUGACUGCCCUGCAGUCCCCGAAGAUCCCUCUCACCAUAGUAAGGUGCCUUAAAGCCCAUGCCCUGACACCCGGCCCCACUAACAGAUAGGGAACAAGACAUAAGAGACUUUGGUGCCCACCAGCAGGGUCAGCACCCCUUACCAGACAGAAGCAGCUUCAGAAGACAGAUCUUCUUUCCUCGGCCUCCCUUGUAAGAUUCCAAGGCCCCAAAGCUCUCAAGUGGGGAAAUGUUAGCACAGGAGAAGGGCUGAGAUCAGAUGCAGGGGCGUGCAGAGUGGGUGCAGGUGUUAACGUCUAAGGGGGGGGUGUCGAUAACCACAGCCAAGGACCAGCUUCCACUAGCUUUUCAGCUAUCUAGGUGACCUUGCAUGAACUCUGGCUAAUUAUAGUAUCAUUUGCAUUGUGAUUUUAAAAUUUCUCUACCCUUAAAAUUGCCAUGACGGUUCUCAAGCAACCAUAUAAAGUAUGAAAAUGGCAGGGAACCCAAUUCUAGGAAUUACUACCCAAAUUUUUAGUAAGAGCCAACCGCUUAGCUUUGACUAUUUCUCCCCUCAAACUAGUAAGACUCCGUAAGACAAGGAUCCCUUUUGGUGCAGCCACACUUUUUGAGCCUGCUAGCUCCCUCUCUCUUAAGAGUGUACUUUCGCUUUCGAUCUUUCAAUAAAAGCUGCUUGCUUUGGCUUACGUGGUAUGUCCAGAAAUUCUUUUCUUCUGACAAUCACCAAGAACCUCAAAGAACCUCCACUUGGAGGAUGGGAACAGCAGUGCUUGGCACCUAGCAGGUGUGCUAGAAAUAGGUGCUGAAUGGCAUGAGUGUGGGAUUACACGAUAAAGAUGGCACUUCAAAGGAGUUGGGAAAGGAUUUUUAUUUGAAAAAUAGCUUACAUCUCUAGACUCUCCUAUUGAGUAAUUAAAUAUCUAGAUGUAAAAAUUGAAACAAGGAAACUACUACCAGAAAAUAAGGCAAAACACAGUUUUCAAAUAAGAAAACUCGGGGUAGAGAAACUUCUAGCUGCAAUGGUGAAGCCGGCAGCAAUAAUGGUAGAAGGGAGACCUGCCACAGGGACUCCAGAAACACCUGGGGUGGAAGAGAAAUUUGCAAGAGACCAGAUUUUCUGUGUGUACAGGUGGGGUUGGAGACCAAGAAGACCUAAAUAUUCACGUUAAGUAAAACUGAAGCUGAGACACAUUCAGGACUCAUGUAUUUUCCAAAUUGUAUAUAGCUACAUAGUACAGUUAUAAUUAAAAUGACAAACAUUUUUAUUUUAAAAUAAACUAUCCUCUGCCACUCCUUUCCAUCCCCUUCUGCCAUUGCCUACGACUCUACCGUCACGCCUGUGCGCCAAGAGUCUGCUGCUCGAGCUAAGAUUCAACCUGCAUCCCCCAGGGCCCCACGAUGAACAGGGAGUGAUCUGAGAAAAGCUGUUACUGAAAGAAAAUUGGGGACAGGCGUGGUGUCUCACGCCUGAAAUCCUAGCACUCUGGGAGGCCCAGGCGGGAGGAUCACUCAAGGUCA